This is a messenger RNA of Calypte anna (Anna's hummingbird), 1912 nucleotides long. RefSeq names its product transmembrane protein 80 (gene TMEM80). The transcript has 4 exons. The annotation marks the transcript as partial. Gene Ontology annotation, cellular component: ciliary transition zone. Gene Ontology annotation, biological process: non-motile cilium assembly. The record is from RefSeq and is a predicted model, not a curated record. NCBI's taxonomy places the organism in Eukaryota, Metazoa, Chordata, Aves, Apodiformes, Trochilidae.
GGGCCGCAGCGCCCGCCGCUCCCCCCGCCCCGAACGCCGCUGGGGAGGGGGUCCCGGUGGAGAGGGGGCGGCGGGAGAGGAGGGGGACACACGGGUCCUCCGAGUUCACUCGAGCGCUGUUCGGCGGGCGAUCGAGCGGUGCCGAGCUUGCCCGAGCGCUUCCGAAUCGCUUCCGAUGAUGCCCGAAGUGUCCCGAGUCCUUUCAGGCCUCUCCUGAAGCCGAGCGAUGGCUCCCGAGGAGCGGGGCCCGCGUUUCCCGCCUGCUGGCCAAUCCCGGGGCAGGACGCAGCCGAACCCGGCCGAGUCCCGAAGAAGCGCGGCCCGAAGCGAUACCUGAGAUCGGGGGAUGGGGGAGGCAACCCGAGCCCGCCCGAACAAGGCCGAGUCCCCGAGCGGUCCGGCCCGGAGGGUCGAAGAAUCCCGAGUCCGCUCGAGUUUUUUACGAGGAAAGCCGAGCCGAGCCGAGUCCUCUCCGAGCGCACCCGAAUUCCCUUUCGUCGUCCCGAACGGAGACGCCCGAACGGGCGAACGCCCGAAUCCGCCCGAAAGCGACCGAACCGGGCCGAGCGCUCCGAUCGCACCCGAAGGCAGAACGGUCGCGGCGCAAAGGCCGCCGGGACGCAGGAGGACUGGCGGGGAGGGGGCGGGCAGACAAGAUGGCGGCUGCGAGCCGAGAUGCUGUUUUACAUAAAUGGGAUUUAUUACAUCUUUUACUUCUUGGCCACACUGGCAAUGAUUGUUUAUAAAAGCCAGGUUUUCAGUUAUCCAGAUGAUUUCUUGGUUCCUGAUCUUCUCCUGCUUUUCAUUAUGGCUGCUCUGGAAGUGCUCCGCUUACACUUGGGUUCAAGGGGCAACCUGACAGAAGAAGAGGCUCCCCUGGGGCUCAGUCUUGCCCUCACAGCUGGCAGUGUGGGUCUGUCCCUCUACUUCCUGGUGUGGCAGAGCUAUGUGCUGAGAGCUGAUGUCAUCCUCAACGCUGUCCUGCUCCUCACCUACGGGCUGCAGGCAGUGCUCAAGGUCAUUGCCAUUGCUGCUUUUGUCAGCUGAACCCUGCUCUCAGCACGUCUUCACCACACUGCUUCUCUGCAAGAGUGGGUUUAUAGCUGUGCAGUUUCCCCUGCUGAAAACACAAGGUUUGUGAGGGGCAGAGGUCUCCUCCCUGACUGGCAGGUGAAAGUUCCUGUCUGGCAGCUGUGUCCCAGUCUCAUCCCUCAGCUCCUUCGUGGGCAAGAGGUGGUUCAGCACAGCCACCUGAACACUCUGCUGUUGGUCAGGGAUCAGUACUCAGUCCUGAUGCCCACCCAGCUCUGAGUUCCCACAGCAGAGCAGCAACAUCCACCCCAAGUGACACAGAAACAAAUCAGGGCAGCAUCACACGGACUCAUUUCUGCCUCCUCUCUUUGAGGGCACUGCUUCUCUUCUGCUCUCAUUUAUCUUUUCAGCCCCCAGUGGUAAUUUCCCUGACUUUAGUAGGGCAGUACCUGAUUUAUCCCAGUGGGAGAGAGCAGAAUUAAGUUUUGUGCUGAGCUGCAGGGUGUGGGCAGCUGGUUCUGAGUGAGGCAGAGGCCAGGGGCAGUGGUGUGAGGGCAGCUUUGUUUGAACAGGGUGGCCUCAAGAUAAGCAGAAACAUUCACUCACCCUCCUGUCCUACUUAAAACUCCCCACAGAACGUUGUCAGGUCUAUUUCUAUUUGGUGUUAAAUGUCUCUGAUGUUGCAUAAAUGACUCCAUGCAAGCUUUGUCUUUCACAUGAACUGUGGGCAAAUCCAGAUAUUUUUUUUUUUUACUGUAUCAAAAAUAGGUAUUAAUGUAAAGCUUGGGGAGGGUGUGGGGGUUUUGCACAGGCAGGUUUUAUAUUCAGAAUUUCCUAUUUUUGUAUUUAUUUAUUCAAAUAAAUAAUGGUUUAGAUCUAA